CUUUCCAGCACUUGUAUAUACAAAGUGUACAUAAAUUAGCUUCUUAAGAUGAGCUCCGGGGGCAGAGGCAGCCGGGGCAACAAAGGUCCGAAGGCGGGUGGCGGUGACCGUAACACCACUGCUGCAACACAACAGCAACAGUCACAGCCAGUUCAGGAACAGAAACUGGACAGCCAGGCUAUAGAUAAAGACAAGGGUGGAGAAGCUGUGCCACACAAGAUUGCACCCACAGCGGAACAGCUUCGAAUUGCCCAGAUGAUUGACAGUAUGCGAACAGAACCAGAAAAAAAGCUCCAGGAGAAAAUGAAUCAGGUGAUGCAGUUCACAGGCGUAAAUGCAGAUGAUGCCUUGGUGGCCCUCCACGACUGUGAUAAUGACGUGAAUGCUGCCAUUGACGCUCUGCUAGAAGGGGACGAUCAAGGCAAGUGGCAAGAGUCAACCAAGAAGAAGAAAAAGCCUACACCAAGCAAGCCAACGGAGACAGAAAGCAACAAGGAAAAUCGGCGUGUCGACUCCCGAGAGCGCAGCGGAUCUCGGCCAAGGGGAGGUGGACCACCCAGGUUUAGAGGGCGAGGUGGAGGCAGUGGCCGUGGUGGCCGUGACAGUGAAAGCUGGGAUGGCCCUGGCCGUGGUGAAGGGUCAAGGCGAGGCAGGAUGACCAACGGAACUCCCAUGGCAAGAGGACGAGGUGGACGCGGUCGAGGGAAUUCCAUGGGCCCACGUACAUUCCAGAACAGACAGGCUCCUGGGUUCCCUGAUUCCAUAGACACCUGGGGACCUCUUACAGAUGAAAAGCCCAAUCAUCAAAACAAUCUCAAGAUUGACAAUUGGGAUGACGAACCAACUCCUGGUACAGAUGAUUGGGACAGUGAGUGGACGGGGUCAUUAGAUCAGACUACAGUGUUUGGACCUUCUGGUGGUACUAGUGCCACAACUGUGGCACCCCCAUUGGCAGAGAACAUGGCUGAUCCAAUGGCAGUGGGCAAUCCAGCAGUAGCCCCAACUGCAUGCUCAGCUGUGGGCUCUACUGUUGGGCAGUCUGUAAGCCCAGCUGUUUCUCUGGCACCCAGCCAAGCCUAUACCCCAAACCCACCUCAAACCUAUCAACCUCCACAGGUGUCCAACUACUCUACAGCCAGUGUCUCUACUUAUUCCUCAUCCACAGCCUCCACGGCUUCUAUCACUCAACCCCAGACUAUGGACUUGGCUGCCCUUCUUCAAAAGGCAGCCCCACAGUCUACCCUGACUGGUCUAGUUUCCUCUGCACAGUUAGGUGGGAAUAGCAAUACCAACAGUGGAGGUGGUGGUGGUGGAAGUAGGGGAGGUGGGGCCUCCCUUGUACCCCCAGCACCAGGACUGAGUGUUGGAGGCCAGCAUGGGAUAUUAGGUGGGCUCAGCACCAAUGUUGGUGAAUCUUUGAAGGCUGGAGGUCUUGUGGGAACAGUGGGCGUGUCAGUCACUUCUCCAUCACCGGCAUCCUCAACACCGGCACCAUAUGCCACACCAACAGCCCAGCUUCAAGCAGCCAUCUUCUCAAGCUCUGGUCUGCACAGUGGGGUUACAAGCAGCCUAGCAAGCAGCAUAAGCAACAACAGCAAUGUAAUUAAUAAAGCAGUUAGUCUGUCUUCUGUUAGUGCCAGCUUACCUUCUCGUCCGAAGACGCAGAGACCCCGAAUACCACAGGCUUCAAAGAUACCCCUCUCUGCAGUUGAGAUGCCUGAAGAUGCCAUGGCUGCAUUGGAUGUACAAUUCAGUGGAUUAGAAUUUGGUACAGAGACCUUUGACUUUACUGCAGAUGUAAAGACAAGCUCAAGCAGUACUGGCCUUGUUAGUACUACGCCUGUUAAUGCCCUAGACCCAUCUGCCUCCACUCCUGUCUCCAAGGAUCUCACAUCUGCUCCUCUCUCAUCAUCUCUGGCACAGACGCAAAAGCUGCUGUCUUCAGCCAGGCUCAGAUCUACCAGAAAUAUUGCUCAAAACAUCCCUCUAUCAGCUGGCCAGCUUGGACCUGAGCCCAUUCCAUUCCCCUCCUCUCAAACAAGUGAGCGCAAACCCUCUGGAGGGGCCUUCGUGCCUGGGAACCAACGUAGCAGUGUCAGCAACAGUGCAGCACCUCAGGGCCUGUCAGACCUUACCAAGAAUGAGACUGGUGGUAGUACGGGUGGUUUAGGGAGCCUGGUUGGGUCUGCUGGCCCAACAUACCAGUCCUACACCAGCUCCAAGUCCUCCACCUCCUUCCCUUCCCCACCCUCUGCCCCAUACUCACAGCCACCCUCACAGAAUUCCUACACAAACAGCAGUCAACAGGGAGGCAAUGGUGGUAGCAGCAGCACUGGUUACAGCAAUGCUAAUAGUGCAGCGGUUGCAACCAAUAGCAACAACAAUACCAGUAGUUCACAGCCAACAGGUGGCUAUGGAUCCAGUUUCUCUGCUCAGGCAUCAGUUGCAGGAAACAGCAGCAGUCAGUAUCAGAACAGCUACGUUAAUGCCUCUAGUCAUUCAUCGCUGGGUACCAUCACGGCUCCGAAACCUCUUACGGGGCUACCAACUGCACCUUCUGUAGUAAAAGAUACUGCACAGAGUUAUGCAGAGCAGACAUCAACUGGAGGCUCAGGGUUGUCCAGUACGCUAUCCACAAGUGCUUCAGUUAGUAGCAGUAGCACAAGUAAUAGCACUGGUCCAACAGUGUUAUCGGCCUCAUUGAACUCUGCUUCUGCACAUCCUGUACAGCCUUCUAAACCCUCUGUACCAGGCAAAGUUAUGAGUGGAUUAAGUGGUGCAGUGCCUCCAGGUGUACAACAGCAUCAGCAGCCUCAUAUACACCAGCAACAGGCACAGCAACAUCAGCACCAGCAAGCACAGCAACAUCAGCAGCAGCAACAGCAAGCACAGCAGAUGAUGGCUCCGCAUUCCCAAUAUGUUUCCCCACCAGCUGCUGCAGCUCUGCAGGGUGCUCUCCCACCUGCCUUCUACACAGGCCUUCAGCAGCCUGCUAUGUAUUCUUUGGAAGACUUCCAAUUACUACAACAACGGCUGCCUCAUAUGCAGGCUCCAACCAGUUUAGCCACUGGCCGUGACGGGAACAUGACGUCGGCGGCUUACUCUGCAGCUGAUGCUAAAUUCCGAACUGACCAAAAUUCCUCUCCUGUUCCCUCCACUAUGAAUCAACAAGGAGCACAGGCAGGUGGUACAUACAUCACAGCAGCUGGCAAUGCAGCAAUGCCCCCGUUCUACAUGUACCAUAAUAUGGCAGCAGUUCCAAGCUCCUUCCCCCAAUAUGGAACACCAACUGCUAUAAUUCAGAUACCACCUGUUACUAAUGCACACACUGGGUCAAACACUAACCAGUUCCCAGCAGCACCCAAGUUGCAGUAUGGUACUGGAAGCUACUAUGAAAACUUAUCACAGACUCAGGACUUCAAGACUGGUUACGGAUCAGCGUCCCAGAAUCAGAACAAGGCUGGUGGAGCAUCAACAGGCUCAGCCACUAAUUCAGGGACUGAACUUGGAGGUUAUAAGAGUCACCUUAAUAAAGUAGGAAGGUCAUAUGACAAGCAAGGUUUCCAUACGGGAACUCCCCCGCCAUUCAACCUGGCUGGCUCUGGCACCAAUCCCAUGACUGCAUAUGCAUGGACCGCGGCUAUGUUCAUCCCUACUAUCCCAGCUGCUGCACAGCACCACUCCCCUCUAAUGCAUCAUCAGCUCCACCAGGUAGGUUUUUUAUGCAUGUUGAAAUGAAAACCUAACAUUAUU
This is a messenger RNA of Penaeus vannamei (Pacific white shrimp), 3753 nucleotides long. The record is from RefSeq and is a predicted model, not a curated record. NCBI's taxonomy places the organism in Eukaryota, Metazoa, Arthropoda, Malacostraca, Decapoda, Penaeidae.